Messenger RNA from Suncus etruscus (white-toothed pygmy shrew), 1518 nucleotides. It is a transcript of the gene KRT8, whose product is annotated as keratin 8. Bases 48 to 1511 code for a protein of 487 amino acids. The transcript is spliced from 9 exons. Lineage: Eukaryota; Metazoa; Chordata; Mammalia; Eulipotyphla; Soricidae. Gene Ontology annotation, cellular component: keratin filament. The record is from RefSeq and is a predicted model, not a curated record.
AGUUUUGGCCUCACCUGCAUCUACCUGCUCCCAUUCCAGCCUCCACUAUGUCCAUCAGGGUGACUCAGAAGUCCUACACGAUGUCCUCAUCGUCUGGUCCCCGGAACUUCAGCAGCCACUCCUACUCGAGUGGUCCGGCUUCCCGCGUCAGCAGCUCCACCUUGACCCGAGUGGGCAGCGGCCGAGCCGGCUUCAACAGCAGCAUGAGUGUUAUGGGGGGCUACGGGGGCGUGGGCAGCGCCGGGGGCAUCACAGCUGUCACAGUGAACCAGAGCCUGCUGAACCUCCCGAAGCUGGAGAUGGACCCCAACAUCCAGGCUGUGCGCAUUCAGGAGAAAGAGCAGAUCAAGACUCUCAACGACAAGUUCGCCUCCUUCAUCGACAAGGUUAGGACUCUAGAGCAGCAGAACAAGAUUCUGGAGACCAAAUGGAGCCUCCUGCAGCAGCAGAAGACAGCUCGGAGCAACAUAGACAACAUGUUCGAGAGCUACAUCAACAACCUCCGUCGGCAGCUGGAGGGCCUGGCCCAGGAAAAGAUGAAGCUGGAGGUGGAGCUAGGCAACAUGCAGGGCCUGGUAGAGGACUUCAAGAAUAAGUAUGAGGAUGAGAUCAAUAAGCGCACAGAGAUGGAGAAUGAAUUUGUUCUCAUCAAGAAGGAUGUGGAUGAAGCUUAUUUGAACAAGGUGGAGCUGGAGUCCCGCCUGGAAGGGUUGACUGAUGAAAUCAAUUUCUAUAGACAACUGUAUGAAGAGGAGAUCCGUGAGCUGCAGUCCCAGAUCUCGGACACAGCUGUGGUCCUGUCUAUGGACAACAGCCGCACCCUGGACUUGGAUGGCAUCAUUGCUGAUGUCAAGGCCCAGUACGAGGCCAUCGCCAACCAUAGCCGGGCUGAAGCUGAGAGCAUGUAUCAGACCAAGUACACAGAGCUGCAAAAGUUGGCUGGAAAGCAUGAGGGAGACCUCCGCCGCACAAAGACGGAGAUUACCGAGAUGAGUCGGAACAUCAAUGGAGUCCAGGCGGAGAUCGAUAGACUCAAAGGCCAAAGAGCGUCGCUGGAGGCUGCCAUCACUGAUGCGGAACAGCGUGGGGAAGCUGCCCUUAAGGAUGCCAGGGACAAGCAGGCCGAGCUGGAGGCCGCCCUGCAACGGGCCAAGCAGGACAUGGCGCGGCAGCUUCGUGAGUACCAGGAGCUGAUGAAUGUGAAGCUGGCCCUGGACAUCGAGAUCGCCACCUACCGCAAGCUGCUGGAGGGCGAGGAGAGCCGGCUGGAGUCCGGUAUGCAGAACAUGAGUAUCCACACCAAGACCACCAGUGGCUACUCAGGUGGGUUGUCUAUGAACUAUGGUGGCCUCCCGAGUCCCGGACUCAAUAGCCUGAACUCCAGCUUUGGCUCCAUGGGGGGCUCCAGCACCCUCACCCGUGUCACCUCCACCAAAGCUGUGGUAGUGAAGAAGAUCGAGACACGGGAUGGAAAGCUGGUGUCCGAGUCAUCUGAUGUCCUGUCCAAGUGAACAGCCA